Molecule: messenger RNA, 1296 nt
Organism: Phaedon cochleariae (mustard beetle)
Lineage: Eukaryota; Metazoa; Arthropoda; Insecta; Coleoptera; Chrysomelidae
Source: the annotation of a GenBank genome assembly
AUGUUUCUUAAUACAUUAGGAGUGGGGGAAAAGAUGGUCAAGAACUGGGUGAGCGCUGCAAUAAAAGAUGGAUGUUUAGAAAACAGUGGCAUGAAACAAGCAAUGAUACAAGAAAAAAAGAAGUCUACUUCAAAAAUAAAACAGGAUAUUUCGCGAGUAAAACAUUUGAGAGAAUUUCUGGAAAGAUUGCCAAAGAUAGAGAGCCAUUACUGUCGCAAGAAAACCGGAAAGUUGUACCUCGAACAGAAUUUCAAAUCUAAAACUGAAGUAUAUAAUCUUUACAGUUGUAAGUUCUCUAAUGAAUUUGAAGACCUGAAUUUAGCAUUGUUCAAACCACGCAAAGAUCAAUGUGAUGUGUGUUCAUCUUACAAGAUGAAGCAAGUUACAGAAGAACAAUACGUAGCCCAUAUCAAAGCAAAAGAUCUAGCUCGUGCCGAGAAAGAAACCGAUAAAGCUAGGGCUAUCCGUGAAGAAAUUCACUGUUUUGUAGUUGAUGUUCAGGCAGUCAAGUUAUGUCCAGUUCUACAGGCUAGUUCUUUAUACUAUAAAACGAAGCUACAAAUCCAUAAUUUUACAGUAUAUAACUUGAAAAACCAUCGCAGUAUGAAUUUCGUGUGGAAUGAGACUGAGGCCGAACUUGAUUCAUCAGUAUUCACUACGUGUUUAAUAAAACAUCUAGAAGAGUAUUUGACCAAUGAAAAGAAAAACAUCAUAGUGUUUUCUGAUGGCUGUGGCUACCAAAACAGAAAUGUCGUACUUGCGAAUGGUUUGUCGGUUUUAGCUUCCAAGUAUGAUGUAGAGAUUGAACAAAAAUAUCUGGAACGUGGGCAUACUCAGAUGGAGUGUGACUCCACACACAGCCUUAUUGAACGAAAACUAAAGAAUCGGCAGAUAUUCUUACCUACAGACUAUAUUUCAGUAAUCAAUGAAUCUAGGAAAACUCCCACACCUUUGGAAGUGGCCUAUCUUAAUCACGACUUUUUUCUAAACUAUAAUGAUCCUAAGAAAUUUCGCUACAGUUCAAUUCGUCCUGGUAAAUCCAAAGGAGAUUUGAAGGUAACAGAUAUUAGAGCUUUAAAAUACUUAUCAAAUGGUGAAAUAUUCUACAAAGUGGCCCAUGAUGAAAAAUAUGAACUCCUUCCUCAAAGAAAGAACACCGUCAACCACAAUUCGAAUUACGAUAAUCUUUAUUCAAAUAGAUUGAAAAUAUCGAAGAAGAAAUGGCACGACCUCCAAGAAAUGAAGUCUGUACUACCGACAGAUGUCCAUUACUUCUAUGAUGAGAAAUUGUACUAG